CAUAUCAGGCAGCGUACCACAUAACUGCGGUUAGACUCAUAAGCAGGAAGUGGUGUUGUAACCAUGUGGCUUUAUAUUAAAACUGCGUUUUCUUUCGUUGUUACUGGAGUGUGUGUUAGCUUACAGAAUAUUCAGUGAUAGAUCACACGUAUACUUGUUCUUGCUGCACAGGUCUGGAAAUGCAAUCAUAGGUGAACCAAGGCAUCAGCUUUUCACAUAGGUAGGGUUUCAUUGCAUCUUGUUCUGGAUUAAAUGACCUGACUGAAGAUGCAUGGGACAUACACCAUUCUUUGCUUAUGUAUUUGAUCCUGAAGGGGGGCGAGACACCAGUCAGAGACCAGUCAUGGAGGAGGGCAGAGGUGUGGAGGGGACACUGAACCAGAAUUCUGCAGCGAUGGAGAUUGCUGACUCAGCCAGUGAAUGUGAGGAGCCUCCCAGGUCUAGCCCAAUGGAGACAGAGGAGAGGUCCUUCAUAGCCAAUUUGCACUGUUUCAUGAAGGACAGAGGCACACCCAUAGAGAGGAUACCACACCUGGGCUUUAAGCAGAUUAACCUGUGGAAAAUCUACAAAACUGUUGAGAAGCUUGGCAGUUACGACUCUGUGAGUACACCCAUAUCGUACAGUUACGACUCUGUGACAGCACGACGGCUGUGGAAGAAUGUGUAUGAUGAGCUGGGGGGCAGCCCAGGCAGCACCAGCGCUGCUACCUGUACCCGCAGACACUAUGAGAGGCUUGUUUUACCCUUUGAGAGACAGUUAAGGGGAGAGGAGGACAAACCUCUGCCUCCAAGCAAACCACGCAAACAGUACAAGAGGAGCCCUGAGGGAAGCAAGUCUGAGGGCAAGAGGAAGAGGCCCCAUCUGGAAAAGGAGACUGACUCUGAGGGCCAGCUACACUCUACUCCAUCGUCUCCAUGGACCACUCCAGCUGAAAGGCUCCACCCAGACCGUCCUCCACCAAACAAUGAGACUACCGUCAGUGACGACCUCUCUUCCUCAGCGUACUCCCUAUCCCAGCCAGGUCAGGUCCAGUCUUCUGCUUCAGACAUCAUCUCCCCUCUGGAGAAGAAGAAGCGUAUGGCCCAGGCCAGCCUGAGUCAGUCCCAGGACUGUCAGAGCCCCAGACAGGAGGACCGUAAGGGCAGGCCCUCUGUGAUCCACUGCUCCCAGUCUCCAGGGCUGGUCCGUUCUAGCCGGACACGCACUACCUCGGAGGGCUCUCCUCUCCCUCCGUCGUCCUCCUCUUCCCGUAGCCCAUCCCCCUACUCCAUCUCCUCUGAGGACUGUCCAGCACUAACUGAAGAGAGGCCCCCAAUUCCAAAACCAGAAGUACCUUUUCCUUUUUCCAGCAACCCAAUAUCUGCCUGCAGUGGGGUCCCCAAGCCUCAGAGCUGCAGCCCUGAUGUCAAGAAAUACGUUGUCUUCCCUGGAGGACAAAGAGAUUUCCCUCAGGUCAGCCCUCUACCGGGUGACACAGUUUCUAUCAAAGGUCAGAGUAAAAACUCUGUAUGGAGCCCUGUCUGCAAUGGGAGUAACAGACGUCCAGCUCACCAAAUAUCCCCACCAACGUCCUGCACGUAUACUGUUAGGUCUUGCUUGGUUCCAUCCACCUCCAGUUUCACUAAGGUUUAUCCCAAAUCUAUGGAGCCUUUGCGGCCUAUACCCUUUCGACCAGGUUACACAUUCCAUCAGAACCCAAAUAGGCCCAUGUUACAUGAUAAUGAUCUGAUCUAUACUAAGAAACUACAUAUGGUGCCUCGACAUUAUCAGACAGAGAAAAAGGAGAAGUCCACGGCAAUGUUGCCCAAGCAACAACCUGUAUUCCACUCUAAUGUCAGCAUACCAGUGUCCUACCUCGUCCCAGCCUAUGACCGGACAAGGGGAGACUCUGGACAGAAGCCACCUGUACACCCAUUCUUUCUAUCCACCAACAGACUGCCUCAGUCCCAGAUCAACCCUAUGUACCGUCAUGCCCCAACGGGACACACCCAUGCUUCCCCUUAUGAGCCUGCUCUCUACUCCUAUCCCUAUUCCAUUCCUAUGUUAAAUCCCCAUACUGGAUACAGCAUCACUGGCGUGCAUUAUCCUCAAACUAGGCAGUGAUAGCCCAGCCUACCUCUCUCAGAGCUUAUAGACAAUGUGACAAGUCAAAUGGAGAUAAUGACAGUACCUGCUUCGUUCUAGACAUUUUCUAAACUUGACUCGAACACAGCUGCAUUCUAUGUGAGUGAUCAACAGAGAAGCGUUGUGUUGUGAUUAUUAUCCCGAGAUGGGCUCCCCACUGUGGCAACUGAUAGAAUUGCACUAAUACAAAGGACUCAUCUUUCUGUAUUUGUAACAAUAGCCCUCUGGUUUACUGCUAUGUACGUUUUUUUAUUGUAUGAUAAAAUAAUUUUAUAUGGAAAUAUAUAUGAAACAACACAUGCAAUUGUUUAUUUCUGAAUAAAAUCUAAAAUAAUU
Molecule: messenger RNA, 2461 nt
Organism: Oncorhynchus nerka (sockeye salmon)
Lineage: Eukaryota; Metazoa; Chordata; Actinopteri; Salmoniformes; Salmonidae
Product: AT-rich interactive domain-containing protein 5A-like
Exons: 7
Coding region: 272-2104 (610 amino acids)
Biological process (GO): regulation of transcription by RNA polymerase II
Cellular component (GO): nucleus
Molecular function (GO): transcription cis-regulatory region binding
Source: RefSeq, a predicted model, not a curated record